AGUGAGGUUUUCCUGGUUAACCAAAGGCUUAAUAUCAUCAGCGGUAUGGAGGCAUUUUGUGUCAUUGCUGCAAAUAAUGGGAGGCUGAAACUAAGGGAAUUGUAUUGCUGAGCGUCGUAAACACUGAUGCAGCAGCAGAGAGAGAAGGCCUACGCCGAGCAGAGUUGUAGUGGACUUCGAUAAACUACCUAUGACCAAUCCUCAGACAAAGUUGUGUUGUAGUCAGCACAGAAUGACAUCGUGCAGAACGGCAUGGACCGCUUGGAGCUGAUAAUGAAGGCUCUGUCUCUCUUCAGAGAGGUUACAGUUAUAUCAUCAUGAGGACUGAUAUUAGCAACUGACGGUUACUUCCUGCCUGGACAUGACUGUUGUCUGAGCCGACACUUGAGGAGUCACAGCACCCUACAGCCACCCGUUCAUCUCCAUGCCACUCUGAGGAGGAAGAGGAAUCACUAAUUUGAGUUCUGCCCUUGUGUUUGUCUUCUCUUCUUGCCAUGGGGGGAGCCGUGAGCGCCGGGGAGGACAAUGACGACCUCAUUGAUAAUCUGAAGGAGGCUCAGUAUAUCCGCACAGAGAAAGUUGAACAGGCUUUUCGAGCCAUAGACCGCGGUGACUACUAUCUGGAUGGCUACCGGGACAGUGCCUACAAAGACUUGGCGUGGAAGCACGGCAACAUCCACCUGUCUGCUCCGUGUAUAUACUCAGAGGUGAUGGAGGCCCUCAAACUGCAGCCAGGACUCUCUUUCCUAAAUCUGGGCAGUGGAACUGGCUACCUGAGCACAAUGGUUGGUCUUAUCAUAGGGCCUUUUGGUGUGAACCAUGGAGUUGAGCUCCAUAAGGAUGUUGUUGAAUAUGCCAGAGAGAAACUGGAUGACUUCAUAAAGAAUAGUGAAAGCUUUGAUAAGUUUGAGUUCUGUGAACCUGUCUUUGUGGUGGGGAAUUGCCUUGAAAUCUCAACAGACAGUCACCAAUACGAUCGCAUUUACUGCGGCGCAGGAGUGCAGAAAGACCAUGAAAAUUACAUGAAAGUGCUGCUCAAAAUUGGAGGCAUUCUGGUGAUGCCCAUUGAGGAUCAGCUGACCCAGAUAACCAGGACUGGCCAGUGCACAUGGGAGAGCAAAAACAUCUUGGCGGUGUCCUUUGCCCCCUUGGUCCAGCAGAGCAGAGCUGAUGGAGAGAAGCCUGACACGGUGCAUCUGCCCCCAGUGACUGUCCGUAGCCUUCAGGAUCUGUCUCGCAUCUACAUCCGCCGCACGCUCAGGAACCUGGCCAAUGAGGACAGUCAGGGAAAGGGGACCGUGCAGCGAGUUCCCCAGAAGCGCAAACGCAGGCGCUGCCGGCGGCGCCGCAUCAACACCUAUGUUUUUGUAGGCAAUCAGCUGAUCCCCCAAACGGUGGAGAGUGAGGAGGAGGAGCACAAUGAGGAGGAGCACAAGGAAGUGGAAGAGGAGGAGGACAGAGACAUUGGCGACAUUGAAAUCCUCAAGCAAGUGAACGUAUUGAGAGACCAAAUAAUGGCUCUGCCGCUGCCUGAGUCGCUGAAAGCAUAUUUGCUGUAUUACAGAGAGAAAUGACUGAUUCAUUUAUUUUUCACUCUUAAUGGGUGCAGCGCCUGCUGAUUUUUCUUUUUCAACUUUUUCAGUACAAAUGUAGCAUUAUUUCCAUUAAAUCUUGAUGGCAAAACUAUAAUGGAAAAAGACGCCAUAGAUAAUAUUGGAUAAUAAUGUUAUGCUUGUCAUGAGUUGUUAGAUUUGUUUUUUUUUUUUCCUUUUGAUUUGUAUAUCAAAAACAACAACAAAAAAAACUUUUAAAGCAUCUUUAUGGACAUACUUUCAGAAAUCUGUUUUGAGAUUCAGAUUUUAUCACAAUGUCAGGAUUUCUGCAGAAAUGUGCAGAUUAAAAAUUGUAUAAAACAACAAAGUUCUUACUAUAUUUGUUAAAAUAGGAUCAUGCUAAGAUGAAGACUUUUAUUGCAGCUUUUUUAGAAGCUUUAACUUGCUAUCAAUUUGAGGAUUCGCUGAAGCAGAAAGGAGCAAGAAGCAAAUUAGGACAAAUCCUCCCAUGUUGAGUUUAAGAGCAAGAUGUUCUUACAUAAUCAUGACUGGGACACUUAGGUCAUUACUUCUCUUGAUAUUUCACUUUCAGUCUCGAUGUUUUGUACCUUCCUCUUACAAGAAAUCACUGAGAGACCUGAGUGGUUCAUGAUUUUUUUCUACAGGGCACCGUUUAAUGUAACUUUUUCUACCGGGUGCUGACAUGUUGUGUUUUCUCACUUUGCAUAGGAAUAGCUGACAUCCUACUUGGUACGACAAGGUGUUGUAGGCCCUCUCCUCUUUCCAGUGUUGAUGCAAAUUGUAAAAUAGUUAAUCAUGUCAGAGGUUUCAAUAAUGAUACCGGGGGUUUCUUUUUUUCAGGGGUCUUUGUGAAAGAGGAGAUGUAAGUCAAUAAUGAAUACAUGCAUGAAUAUACUGUAUAUGUGUUGAGUGUUCCUGACUUUGCUUCACUUCUUCUGAUUGGUCACUGGAGGUGAUGUCCCAGGUGAUCAUGUUUGGAAAUGUUUUGAAAAAAAGGAUGUAAAGAAUAUUAAUCGAUUUGAUGGCUUUGAGGAAAGUCUACUUUUUUAUUCGACAACAAUGCAAAUCAAAAUCACUGAGGAUUAAGAAGCCUUUUUUAAAGCCUGGACUAAAGAAGUCUCCAGGAAAGCACCUUAUCCUGCAGUCCUCAAGUGAAGUAAAAAAACAAAGGUGCCAUUUUGGCUCAGUUUUUACCGUGGAUGGGACUUCUUGUAAUAUUAAAUCAAAGUACAAUUCACUAGCAGAACUUUCCCUGACGUGAUGGCCUUUAAGUGCCAACAAACUCCAUCACUUUAGGACUUCUGUGAGCUUUCCGGCACAGUAAAUUGACCUCUCAUCAAAAGAGAAAGAAGCGAAAAAAUUAAAAACAUUCCAGAGUGAGGAAAAAAAUAGCACAUCACUGAUAGAUGUCACACUUUAUUCUUAAUGCUUUACCAUCAUGGACUGGGAAUUUCUUUUCUCUUACUUUGAAUGCAUAUUUUUAGUAUUCCAAAAGCUAAGUUGAAUGUUGUUGAUAUUAAUUCUAUUCGAUAUAAGAAGUGAUUAUAUAGAUGUAUUCUUAUCAUAUGAUUCUGCAUACCGUUUCAGUUGCAUUUGGUUUGUUGUAGCACCCUCUUGCUGUACUGUAUUUUGACACUGGGAACUCUGUAGAUCAAAACUCCACUGCUGUCUGAUUAUAGAUAAGACAUUUUAGUGUAUUCUGUUCUGGUGUAAUGAAAAAAUAUUUUUGUUUGAAAACGGGGGUGAUUAUUAUAUUAGUAAUUUUGUGUGUGAAUACGUUUACUUUUUUUUUUUUUUUUUAAUUUUACAUUCAUCAGAAAGCUUUCCAAGUAAGCAAUAAUGGAACAAUUUCAUAGCUUAUACGUAAUUACCCAUAAGAAAAUGGUCCCAUUUAAUUUGCGUAGCAACCAUUAAAUUUCACAUGGCCAGUUACAGGCAUGCAACAGUUUAUACGCUGUUCCCUAAAACAUAAUGGCUAAUUAGAGAGCACAUUAAGUAAUGAAAGCAAGGGGCCUACAAUCUCGACUCUCAGGUCAUGCCUUGCACCAAAGUUAAUGGGACUGCUGUGAUAGUGUUAAUGUGCACAAGAGUCGACUACAAAAAAAUGGCACCUGGAAAAGAUCAAGUCAUAACCAGUUCUCUGCUGAAAUUAAUUUGUCAAGCGCACAAACAGCUCUGUCACUGUUUAUCAGCCCUAUAGGCUGAUUUCUCAUAGAGUGUGCAGUUCAUUUUGAAAAUGUGUUGUUCCUCCGUAAAUGUUUGGCACAAAAAUAAAGGUCACAAUCACA
Messenger RNA from Cheilinus undulatus (humphead wrasse), 3862 nucleotides. It is a transcript of the gene pcmtd1, whose product is annotated as protein-L-isoaspartate (D-aspartate) O-methyltransferase domain containing 1. Gene Ontology annotation, cellular component: cytoplasm. Gene Ontology annotation, molecular function: protein-L-isoaspartate (D-aspartate) O-methyltransferase activity. The transcript is spliced from 6 exons. Gene Ontology annotation, biological process: protein modification process. Bases 495 to 1574 code for a protein of 359 amino acids. The record is from RefSeq and is a predicted model, not a curated record. Lineage: Eukaryota; Metazoa; Chordata; Actinopteri; Labriformes; Labridae.